AUGGUGCAGAUCUCUCGGUUGUUUCCUUGGGUUUCUAUGCAGGAGGAGGGGAUGUGCGGGGGAGAGGAGGGGGGUGUAAAGGAGGGAGCUGCCCGGAUUUUUCACCCUGCUCAGGUGUUCAACCAGACGCAUCUAUUCGACGCUGGGAGAUGCGGCGACCGAUUGGCUGAUUUCGACUACCCCUCAGGCACCCGGUUUGCCGCCUUCCCUUCCCUCCUCAACCUUCUUUCCGCCGCCCGCUCGCCGUCCGAUGUGGUCUUCUCGGAAAUGGCGGAGAAGCUUCCUCUCUUCCUGUCACUGGCGCCUGCCAUGCUGCUGCUGAGGCACAUACCAGUUGCAGUGCAGAACAGAAAGUUGGUGCGCGGCAUCUGGCAGGCCGUGGUAGGGUUGAGGCCCACAGCGAGUGCCGUGCAUGCCAUGCCGCACUCCUCACUGCUCUUCGCUCGCACACUCUACAUGCCGCUAUUUCCCCCAUGCGGCCACCCCAGCCCGUCUCUCCUGCACGCCUUCCGCGCCCGCCACCUCUUCCCCCCCUCCGGCCUGCCGCUCUUCUCUCAAGACGGCUCCUACCGCCCCCCUGCACCUGGGGGUCUGGCAGAACAAGGAGCACACGAUGCAGCAGGGGAGCUGCCUGUGGUCCCUAUGGGAUUUAUGGGGUCUAUAGAUGGGCGUUUGAAGCAUGAUUGGGUGGUGGUGGUGGCGGCUCCCCCAUCCCGUCUGCCCACAGUGCAAGCUGUUGCGCUGGCUGCAGCGCUACGUGCGGUGAAAUGGAUACUGAAGCAGCUCUAUACCGAGGAUAGAGUCGCCGUGUACAGACGAAACAUGCCGCUCCAAGAAGCCAGAGCGCUGUUCCAACGGGCUCUGCUGUUCGUCGCCUGCGAUAAUGCCCUUGUAAACACCCUCUUCAUGCCUUCCCACUCCUCUGUCAUCGAAAUUCGCACCAGCAGCAGCAGCAGCAGCAGCAGCAGCAGCGGUGCAGAUUCAGUGUAUCCGGACGGGGGAAGGCAGCUGUACAGAAACCUAGCGUUGGCAACAGGUGUGAGGCACUACCUGGUGGAAUGCCCAGAGGAACCAGUGGUGGAGACAGCAGAUGCGGGGGCAGGGAGCGGUGGAGACAGAUGGGGAGAGGUCGGGAGUGGUGGAGGUGGCGGCGAUGGUGAUGCCGGUGCUGGUGCCGGUGGUGCUUCUGGGGUUGCUUUUUGGGAGGAUACAGAGGAGGAGGAUGGGGAUAAAGGUGGUGGGUCGUCAGUGUACUUGCCUAGAGGUUCCCUGGCUUGCGGUAUUGAGCGGUUGAGAACGGUCCUGGAAAGCGUUCUCCACGAUGGGUUUGCUUCGGAGAGUUUUGACCCGAACCUCCUCGACAGGUCUGGGGAGGGGUUCCGGACGAAGAUUCCAGGUAGCAAGGUCAGCCGGGCAGGUCUGAAAGAAAAGUUUCUGAAAUGGCAGGAGUGUGUGGCAGCAGAAGGCAGCUGGAAAUUCGACCCGAGGCCGAGGCGAUUACCCUGGGAAUUCAAGGGUUACUCGAAUUACUGCGACAAAAGACACAUGGCAGCAUCCCCUACUGCUGUCGUGGUCUCCAAAGCAGAUCAAAUCGCAGAUUCCAUUAUGAAACUUCCUCCAGAAGAGAGGAAGGUGCGGCAGGAGGAGUGGGACGUACGGCCCCAGCUGAAAUACGUGUGGGACACGGAGGGUAAGUGUGGGGCAUGGGAUGCUUUUGAUGGCCGAGUGGUGUGUGACUGGGUGAGAGGGAGAAGGUGGAAUGGAACAGGGAUGCCGCUGACAGAAGAGGAGGAGGAGGAGAGGGAAGAGGCGGCUUUCAAAGGGGAGGCUGUGAGGGAGAAGGGCGACGGGAGCGGCGCGCUUGUACUCCUUAUAGGCGAUUCGUUACAGGAGCAGUUUGUGCGCGUGCUGGUGAACAACAUGCUGACGCAUGUAAAGAAACCCGCCACGUGGGCCGUGGAGGAAACGAUCCCCAAGGAAUGCAGCGAGCUCAUCGAACCUGACCAUGUCAGGCACUCUUUCUGUCGAGACUACAAGCUUCACAGCAACGUGUGCGCCAAUCUCACCAUCCGGUUCAUUCGCCACGACUACCUCCAGCUCUCCAACUCGCAGAUCAAGUUCGACCGAGUCCCCUUCGCCCGCCUCUCUUUACUCACCGGCGCCCGCGUGGUUAUACUGAAUCGCGGCGCGCACUACCGCCCGGACCGACACUUCAUCUCAGCGGUCCGUUCGACGGUGCGAUUUCUCCGGAACAAGCUCCCGGACGCGCUCUUGAUCUAUCGAACCACCGUGCAAGGCCAUGCCAACUGCUCGGAACACGACAAGCCGCUGCUCGUGCCGGGUCCCACGGACAACCUGCCGUUCUUCUGGGGGAAGUUUCACGAGCAGAACGAGCUGGCGCGGGCGGCAGUGGAGGAGGUGGGCGGCGUGUACUUGGAUGUAGCGGCGAUGACGGUGCUUCGUCCGGACUCGCAUCAGGGGUUCAUUCCGGAGUUGAACCACGAGGACUGCUUGCAUUACUGCAUUCCAGGCCCGCAGGACCUGUGGGCCCAGAUGCUACAGAACGUGCUGCUGCAAUUACUCCCAGAGCCGGCGCCUGCUGUUGACGCCUAG
Messenger RNA from Closterium sp. Naga37s-1, 2613 nucleotides. NCBI's taxonomy places the organism in Eukaryota, Viridiplantae, Streptophyta, Zygnematophyceae, Desmidiales, Closteriaceae. The record is from the annotation of a GenBank genome assembly.